AUGACGAUAACAGCCCUGGUGAAAUCAUCUGCUCGAGAGGUCUGCUUGUUUUUUUUUUUACUAAGUCAUUCGGUUUUCAGAGGUAACAUAACAAUGGCAGUUCCAGUAGCUGCAUUACAACUGAGCACACCAUCCAGCCCGGGUCUGCUGGAGCACAACAUUCACAUCAGCGACACAGAUUUGGGAAGGAUUUCAAGUGACAAUGAAAACGACACUCUGCCUUUACAUUCUCCGUGGACUUUCUGGCUUGAUAGAUCUCUACCAGGAACAACAGCUGCUGAAUGUGAGUCAAACUUGAAGAAAAUCUACACUGUGGAGACUGUCCAGAACUUUUGGAGAGUUUAUAACAACAUACCAGGUGUCUCCAGCUUACCACUGAGAUGUAGCUAUCAUCUGAUGAGAGGAGAGAGGAAGCCACUCUGGGAAGAAGAAAGCAAUGCUAAAGGUGGUGUCUGGAAAAUGAAAAUACCCAAAGAGUGCACUUCUGCUGUAUGGAAGGAACUGCUAUUGGCUACUAUUGGGGAACAGUUCAGUGAUUAUUGUGCCUCAGAUGAUGAAGUAGUUGGUGUCAGUGUCAGUGUAAGAGACAGAGAGGAUGUCGUCCAGGUCUGGAAUGGAAAUGCUUCUUGUGCCAAUGAGUCCAACAUCUUAGGAAGGAUUUAUGAGCUUCUUCCACAAAUACCUUUUAAAGCAGUGUUUUACAAACCACAUGAGGAGCACCAUGCUUUCGAAGGAGGUCGAUCAAGACAUUAGCACAUUUUGCACAUCAGAGCCCUUGAGAUAUACAACAUUUUUCUUUGCUUAUGAACGUGUUUUCGGACCAUAAUAUUUGGGCAAAUUUUGAAGCAGUUGAGUUCACUGUUGCUUAAUGUAUCAUCUUAAUUACCUCAAAAUGUAGCCCAUGUAUUAUGAAACUAAGUCGAUGGAAUCUCCCAUCUUCUGAGCACUACUGUCAUUCAUAACAAUAUCCAAAAUACUUUUCAGCCAACAGCAAAAACAAUUUUAGUUUCAUUUUAUCUAUGGCAGUGUUUGUAUGUUUUUUAUACUGCAGAGUUUUGCAAAAAACCUCAACUAAAAGAGCCGAUCAUGUACAGUCAGAUUUUUUUAGAUGUAUUAUAGCAUAUUUUGUGCAGUUUCCUGAGCACAGACAAAGGCGGGUCUUUGACUUCUCAUUUUUGGAUCUAAGAGGAGGCCUAGCUCCACAAAGUAAACCUUUAUCUUAAUACAUUACAAGGCUUUUCUAGUCAGCUCUUUUCUCUGUUUUGUAAGUUACAGCCAAAAUACUGUUGCCUAUACUAGAGAACGUAGAUAGUUAGUAUGCUGUAAUGCUAAUAUAUGAACAGAAAAUUGCACAUUCUUUUUUAUUUUCCUCUUUUAGGAUAUGAGUGAAUUAUGAAAGGAUUAUGUUCUUGUUACAAUAAAAUGACCUCAGUACACAAAACAUCAUGAGUAGAUGCUGAGAAAUAUAUGCAAUCAUUUCUAUUCUGUAAAGGCUGUGGUAAAUUUUCAGUGUUGUUGUUGUCCUAAAUCAAGCACUUUGUUUCUUACUGUACAUGUGAAACAUCAGAUUGUCCCUCCAGGAUUACAUGGAGUUGUGAUUACUGAGACCAAACACACUUUGGCUUUGUGUCACCUUUUCUGAUGGAAGUGUAAAGCUUUUAAUACCAACUGAGAAAUGUGGGUGACAAAGUUGAAAUUACAUGUUUUUAUGUUUUCAUAUGACCUGUGUUAAAAUAAAUUUGUGAAACCUACCCUUUGUAAAGCAGAUAAUAUUGGCCCUGGGAAAACACAUGAGACACAGAAAUCAGUCACAGGAGCACCACUGAAUAUAAAAAUGCUCUUGCUCUUUUGGGGCUAUUUUAAUGAAGUUGUACAAAUCACUGGUGUUUGCUUAAGUGAUGCAAUCAGUGCAGCAGAGUCAAAUCUGGAUUAAAUAAGUUAAUCAGAGAUGGUUUGCUACUGCUACACCAAAACCACUUUAGUGUCUCUCAAAUCCAUAGCUUUAAUUUUUUUCUGUGGUCUUAUAUGUGAUAGGUUGUGUUUUUAUUACUGAAAUUUAGGACAUUGAACCAUCAUACAUCUCACCAAAGGCGCCUUUCCCAUGUGUUCGGGUGUGAGACGGUGUAUUAGUGAGUGAGUGAGAUUGUCAAUUCCAUGCUACAUAGAGCAGAGCAGAUUUUCUUGAGUAAUCUCUACAGAGCUAUGGAGUAUGCAUUGAAAUCCACAAAGAAUGCUGCUAUGACUCAUCAAUCAAAUCACAUAUUUAAGUGUUGAUAUAAUGCUGGUGUGUCUGCUAAAGUCAAGAAUAGUUUUCGAGCCACUGACUUGGCCAUGCUUGCUUUAUCUUCCUUGUAUUGUUCUGUUUUUUUUUAAUGUUAUGAUUUUAAAAGCACAUACUGUACUGUUAUAUAAGAGAAAAACAAUGCCCCCUGCACAUAUACAGUUGACCACUCACUUCAGAUCUCAGACCUUGUAACUGAUUGUUGAUCUUGGAUGGUGCCUUGUGUUUACCAGCAGUUCAGAAUGUUACAGUCAUCUGUGUUCAGCAUGUUGGACUUGUAUCUAGUCGUGUUUCUCUGUUAGUUUUACAUGUGUUUGAAAAAUAAAGUCACCUAAACUUCUA
Lates calcarifer (barramundi perch) is the source of this 2623-nucleotide messenger RNA. RefSeq names its product eukaryotic translation initiation factor 4E type 3. Gene Ontology annotation, biological process: translational initiation. NCBI's taxonomy places the organism in Eukaryota, Metazoa, Chordata, Actinopteri, Centropomidae. Gene Ontology annotation, molecular function: translation initiation factor activity; RNA 7-methylguanosine cap binding. The transcript has 7 exons. Bases 1 to 753 code for a protein of 250 amino acids. Gene Ontology annotation, cellular component: eukaryotic translation initiation factor 4F complex. The record is from RefSeq and is a predicted model, not a curated record.